Messenger RNA from Gossypium raimondii (Peruvian cotton), 700 nucleotides. RefSeq lists its product as uncharacterized. Lineage: Eukaryota; Viridiplantae; Streptophyta; Magnoliopsida; Malvales; Malvaceae. The transcript has 5 exons. The coding region runs from base 9 to 491 and encodes 160 amino acids. The record is from RefSeq and is a predicted model, not a curated record.
AUCGAAAUAUGAGCUUGGAAAUCCCUAGUGCCCGACUGCCCUCCUCCAUUUUUUUCUCAACCUCCACCUCCGGCGCCGAUCCACCUCAAGUCCGGCACCGAUCCACCUCCGGUCCUCCACGGCUCCACCCAUUUCCAGAAUCAGAGGUUUCGCACAACAAAUUCUCGACUCAUCGAUUUCAGUUCAGCUGCUCCUCAACUACUAUGGCAACCAGAAUGUCUGUUAGAUACGUUUCUUGUAGGUUCUCGAGUGGGAGUGGGAAGAUACUCAGUGAGGAAGAAAAGGCUGCUGAAAAUAUUUACAUCCAGAUGCCUCAUAGAACACGUCCUAUGACAGCUCUGUUAGUGUUCACUGGCCUCAAUGCUGUGCUGGUCUCCACCAUUACUCCUGUCUAUGAUUUUGUUUGCUUCCUUCCUUUCUGGGAGAGACGGGUUUGUUUCAUAUUGCUCUUUCCUUUGCUUGCUUUCUUGGCCCUGACUUUAUAUAUGUGACAUUGUGAUAUUUAAUUGGGUGGUCAUUGUUCUAUAGUAUCAUUUGUUGUUACCAGAGGAUUUUGGUUGGUUCCUUUGCCCUAUGAUGAGUUUGCUUGCUAUUAUUAAUCUUAAAAGUUAGUUCUUGUGACUGUUAGGUCAAUCUUGAUGAGAUAGAAACAAUUUAGGAUUGUUCAAUGUUUACUAUCAAUCUAAACUCAUUUUCUUCA